Callorhinchus milii (elephant shark) is the source of this 1178-nucleotide messenger RNA. Its product is annotated as D(4) dopamine receptor. The record is from RefSeq and is a predicted model, not a curated record. Gene Ontology annotation, molecular function: dopamine neurotransmitter receptor activity, coupled via Gi/Go; G protein-coupled receptor activity. NCBI's taxonomy places the organism in Eukaryota, Metazoa, Chordata, Chondrichthyes, Chimaeriformes, Callorhinchidae. Gene Ontology annotation, biological process: adenylate cyclase-activating adrenergic receptor signaling pathway; adenylate cyclase-inhibiting dopamine receptor signaling pathway. The transcript is spliced from 4 exons. The coding region runs from base 24 to 1160 and encodes 378 amino acids. Gene Ontology annotation, cellular component: plasma membrane.
GUCCCGGCGGCUGUUCGGUGGCUAUGAGCAACAUCACCUCCAAUGGCACUGUGCCGCUCGGCUCCAGGCGAUGGCAGAGAGAUGUCCUGUCUCUGGUGUUGGGGUCUCUGCUCAUCCUCUUCAUCGUGGGCGGCAAUGGGCUGGUGUGCCUGAGCGUCUACACCGAGAGAGCCUUGAAGACCACCACCAACUACUUUAUAGUCAGUCUGGCAGUGGCUGAUCUCCUCCUCGCGGUGCUGGUCCUACCGCUCUACGUCUACACAGAGUUUCAGGGAGGAGUGUGGACCUUAGGCACGGUGCUGUGUGAUGCGUUGAUGACAAUGGACGUGAUGCUCUGCACAGCCUCGAUAUUCAACUUGUGUGCGAUCAGCGUAGACCGAUUCAUCGCAGUCUCCAUUCCCCUCAACUACAACAGGAAGCACAUCGACCACCGGCAAAUCGUGCUGAUAUCCACCACCUGGAUCUUUGCGUUCGCUGUGGCUUCCCCGGUUGUAUUUGGCCUCAACAAUGUCCCAAACAGAGACGCGUCGGUGUGCGAGCUCGAGAACAAUAACUACGUCAUCUACUCCUCGGUCUGUUCCUUCUUCCUGCCCUGUCCGGUCAUGCUGGUCCUGUAUUGCGGUAUGUUCCGCGGCCUCAGACAAUGGGAGGAGGCGCGCAAGGAGAAGCUCCAGCGCAGUUUACACGCUUCCCUCAAGCUGAGCAGUGGCCCCCCAGUGCCCACCUGCCCUCCCCCGCUCAUCGAGCGCAGCCAGUCGGGAAUCAAGCUGGAGGAUCUGCGUCUGUACCCCAAGCCGGACCGUGGCCCCCCAGACGAGUGUGGGGGUGACAGGACGAUUCAGACGGUGGCUUUCGCCGAGGUGAGGUAUGCUCCGUCGCGGGCGCCGUCCAGGAGGAAGCGAGCCAAGAUCAACGGGAGGGAACGCAAGGCGAUGAAGGUGCUGCCUAUUGUCGUGGGUGCGUUUCUCUUCUGUUGGACCCCGUUUUUUGUGGUUCAUAUAACAAGGGCCUUGUGCACCUCCUGUAAAAUCACGCCUCGCCUCAUCAGCAUCGUGACAUGGCUGGGCUAUGUGAACAGCGCCAUCAACCCCAUCAUCUACACAAUCUUCAACAUGGAAUUCAGGAACUAUUUCAGAAAGGUCCUGCGUUCCUGCUGUUGAUCCACAAGCACCUUCCGC